AUGCUUCAUCGACGACUGAUAUGGUGGAGCAAAGCAAUCUACAAACUUACAUUGUUCAUGUUAACUUGCCCGAACCAAGUUCUCACAAAUUCCGAAGACUUGGAAAGUUGGUAUCAAUCAUUUUUGCCCGCAACCACCACAAGCUCAAACGAAACACCGCACAUAAUUUACUCGUACCGUAAUGUGGCCACCGGAUUUGCGGCCAGAUUGUCCCCGGAGGAUGUCAAAGCCAUGGAAAAGAAGGAUGGCUUCUUGGCCGCCCGGCCCCAAGAAUUAUUGUCUUUGCAUACAACUCACACUCCGAACUUCUUGGGGUUGCACCAAAAUUUGGGCUUUUGGGAUAGCUCAAAUUAUGGUAAAGGUGUGAUUAUUGGAGUCUUGGAUACUGGAAUACACCCUAGCCAUCCUUCAUUCAACGAUGAAGGGAUGCCACCUCCGCCUGCUAAAUGGAAGGGAAAGUGCGAACUCAAUGGCACUUUUACUUGUAAUAACAAGCUCAUUGGUGUAAGGAAUUUUCUCAGUGGAUCAACUGAGAUAGCUUUCGACGAUGAUGGACAUGGCACACACACAUCAGGCACAGCUGCUGGAAACUUUGUGAAAGGUGCCAAUGUGUUUGGCAAUGCCAAUGGCACUGCAGUUGGCAUUGCGCCUCUUGCUCACUUAGCUAUUUACAAAGUAUGUGAAGUUCGUUGUGGUGGCAGUGACAUAUUGGCUGCAAUGGACGCUGUUAUUGAGGAUGGUGUUGAUGUGCUUUCCCUCUCACUUGGUGGAUUGUCCCGUCCUUUCUACGAUGACAAUACCGCAGUUGGUGCAUUUAAUGCAAUGCAAAGGGGCAUUUUUGUGAGUUGUUCGGCUGGUAAUCGAGGUCCACUUAGCUCAUCAUUGUCGAAUGAGGCCCCAUGGAUUCUCACUGUUGGUGCAAACACUAUUGAUAGAAGCAUAAGGGCAACUGCAAUACUAGGAAACAAAGAGGAAUUCAACAGCGAAUCACUUUUUCAGCCUAAAGAUUUCACUUCAACUUUGUUGCCACUGAUCUACUCAGGAAUGAAGGGUAGCCAAUGCAUUGCAGGAUCAUUGAACAACAGUGAUGUCCAAGGGAAAAUAGUGUUAUGUGAGGUUGGAGGUGGGGUAUCAAAUAUUGCCAAAGGACGAACAGUGAAGAAUGCUGGUGGUGCCGCAAUGAUUCUCAUGAACCUAGAUUCCAGUGGCUACAGUACAUCAGCUGAAGCUCAUGUCCUUCCUGCGACACGUGUGAGUUAUGCUGACGGAUUAAAGAUCAAAUCCUAUAUAAAUUCCACAGCAAGGCCAAUGGCUACAAUCUUAUUCAAAGGAACUAUUAUUGGAGCUAAUAAUGCUCCAAUGGUUUCUUCCUUCUCUUCCAGAGGCCCUAGCCGUGCAAGCCCAGGAAUUCUGAAGCCAGACAUUAUCGGCCCCGGUGUGAACAUUCUUGCAGCAUGGCCUUUCUCUGUGGAAAACAACACCGAUACGAAUUUGACGUUUAACAUAAUCUCGGGUACUUCCAUGUCAUGUCCUCAUCUCAGUGGCAUCGCAGCUUUGCUCAAAAGUGCACACCCUGAUUGGUCUCCCGCUGCCAUCAAGUCCGCGAUCAUGACUACUGCUGAUCAGCUAAACCUUGAUAAUAAGCCCAUUGUUGAUCAAAGGUUGACUCAAGCAGACUUUUUUGCAACUGGUGCAGGCCAUGUAAACCCAUCAAGAGCAAAUGAUCCAGGGCUUGUUUACGACAUCGAUCCUGACAAUUACAUACCUUACUUAUGCGGCUUGAAUUAUACAAACCAACAGAUUGGCAUAAUCACACAACAAAGGGUGAAUUGUUCAACAGAAUCCAAAAUUACUGAAGCACAACUAAACUAUCCUUCAUUUGCUAUCACACUUGGGUCUACAAACCAGACAAAUACCAUGACGGUAACUAAUGUUGGCGACGCUACUUCAUCUUUCGCUGUUGAGAUUGUUCUACCACUAGGAGUUGAUGUGAGUGUUGAGCCCUAG
This is a messenger RNA of Ilex paraguariensis (yerba mate), 2007 nucleotides long. The record is from the annotation of a GenBank genome assembly. Lineage: Eukaryota; Viridiplantae; Streptophyta; Magnoliopsida; Aquifoliales; Aquifoliaceae.